UAAUAUUAUUGUGAUAAUAUGGCAACUAAAUGCUCAGGCUUUGCAACAUUAGUGCUUAUUGCAAGCAUCUUAGUAUUAGAAAUUUCUGCUCAAAUUGAAUGUGGUGGUGACUUGACUGGGAUUAUAACCCAAUGUAAGAGCUUUGUUAAAAAGGAUGGGCCUAAAAUUCCACCAUCAAAACCUUGUUGUGAAGCAUUAAAAGGUGCUAAUGUCCCAUGUUAUUGCAAAUAUGUGACUCCAAGUAUUGAGAAUAUGAUCAGCAUAGAAAAAGCUUUGUAUGUAGCUAAAACUUGCCAACUCCAAAAUAUUCCUACAGACAAGUGUGGAAGUUAUAUUAUUCCUCAUCCUGCUCCUCCAAAGGCUUGAUAACAACAUUGACUUGGGCUUAUGCAACUUGUAUUAGCUUGAUAUUAUUAUAUAUAUGAAUAAAAAAAAAGCAUGAAUUUUUUUCAAUUAUUUAUUUAUGUUUUCUCUUCCUUUGAUUAUAUAUGUAUAUAGAGAGCGUU
This is a messenger RNA of Trifolium pratense (red clover), 506 nucleotides long. Its product is annotated as putative lipid-transfer protein DIR1. Lineage: Eukaryota; Viridiplantae; Streptophyta; Magnoliopsida; Fabales; Fabaceae. Bases 19 to 366 code for a protein of 115 amino acids. The record is from RefSeq and is a predicted model, not a curated record. The transcript has 2 exons.